AUGAAUUACGAAAUUACAAAAAUGGACAGGAUGAGGUUGGCAAUGGAAUACUCGAAAAAUAAUACCUCUUGUAUAUGCAACGUUACAAAUUCAUUAAGAUCUCAAAUAUUUAAAAAAAAGAUUAUUAAAAGAAAUAAUGAAAUUAGUGGCAUUAGAAACAGUUUGGAUCUUGACUCUACAAGGCAUAACAAUGUUUCUCGUGUUGCAAACCAAUUGCGCUCUAGUAUAUAUGAUUCUGAUAUAUAUUCCAGCACUCUAAAUUCCUAUGAAAAAAAUAUAAAAUCCCCAUCAUAUCCAAAAUCUAAGAAAGGAAAAAUUUCACUCUUAGCAAGUUAUUUGGAUCACUUGGAACAACUUCAAAAUGAACAGGAAUCUAUGCACUUAUAUUAUAUUAAUAAAUUACGAGCUGAUACAAUACGAUCGAAUCAAAUAUCAAAUACAAAAAAUGAAUUUUUACCGCUUAUAUAUACUCCAUUAUACCCAUUACAGUUACUAUCACUACAAGAGCUUAUUUUACUGUUAAUUAUUUAUAACUUACUAAAAGGAGGGACAAAUAAUAAUAGUAUUCACACCUUGGUAUCUCUUGAUCUCUCUUUUUUCUUUAUAGAGAAUAAAAUAGAGAAUCAAUCCUCUGUAAUUCUUUAUGGAAGAGUUUCAAAUGAUAUGAAAGAUUUAUUGUAUGUAGAUGACUCUUGUAAUGCUAAAAUUAUAAUUUCUGGUGCAAGAUGGAGAAGGAUUGAGAAGAUAAUAUCGAGUGAAUUUGGUUGCGAAUUAAUUAAAGCUACCCUGAUACUAAUUAAUCCAAAAAUAGUAAAUACUCCCAAGGCUGUAAUAUAUUUAUCCAGGCUUCUUUUUAUCUGUAGACUGACACAUGUCCUCUCAAGUACUAAACAUAUUUCAAAAUAA
Cryptosporidium muris RN66 is the source of this 906-nucleotide messenger RNA. RefSeq lists its product as uncharacterized. Lineage: Eukaryota; Apicomplexa; Conoidasida; Eucoccidiorida; Cryptosporidiidae. The record is from RefSeq and is a predicted model, not a curated record. The transcript has 2 exons. Bases 1 to 906 code for a protein of 301 amino acids.